CAUAAUGUCUGAAUAUUAUGAAGUUCAGGCUAUUAAUCAUAUGGAAAUGAUAAAUUUUCAUACUGUUACACUUAAUUGAAUUUAACACAAGAAUAAUGUUUGAAUUGCUAAAAUUGCUGUUGGCGGAAUUAUCAAUUCAAAUAUUUAUAAAUAAUAGAUUUGUUAUAUCCUAGUGAAGAUUGAAUUAUGGGCGAUAAUUCAUGUGUACGUUGUCUACGUAGUUCACCGAUUGCAUCUUUAGUUGGUUUCAUUAUUGUAUUAUUGGGCGGUGGCGCUUUUGGUGGAGCAAUCAUUUUUGCGAGACGUUAUUUAAUUACACUUUUAAAUGCUCCUAAUCUAUUCCCUUACUUGGACUAUGCUAUUUAUGGUUUAGUCGGAGCAAUAGGAUUAUUUUCACUGUUAGCCUACUUACUAUGUGCUCUGUCUUCCGGUUGGAAUGCAAAACACUACUUUGAAAGUAGCCGAAAAGCAUGCUGCGGGAGAUGCUGUAAUAUGACGCUUAUCAUACUUUUAGUAACGGCUGUCAUAUUAUGGUCAGCUAUUGCAUGCCUAGUUAGUUACCCAGUCGUCAGUAUUGCACUGUUGUUAUACCGAAAUGAAGGACCUAGUCGUUUACGACUAGCCUCUGUCGGACAAAUGACUUCAGCUUACCAUGAUGGUCAAGUGAAUUUUCUUAAUCCAAGCAGUAGUUAUACACGUGAAAUGUUCAAUCUUAAUGGGAAACUAAUAAAACGACGUGAUACAGAAGAAUGGUUUCCUGAUCAUCCUAGUGAUUUCGAUACAGUUGAAAGUACUAUUGCUAUACCGGAUGAUAUUCAAGAUAACCUUCAAACAGAUCCAUCUAAUUUAAGUAGAGAUCUAACAGCUACGGUCACGAGUCCAAAAAUGGUCGAUCAGCCACCACCGGUGAUAAGUUCAUUUGUUGAUGAAAAUUUACCAUCAUCGUCAUCAUCGUCAAUACCAUCGAAAUUGUCUUUAAAACCUUUAUCAAAAAAAAUUAUAAAACAAGUAAUGAAUGAUGCUCUUAGUAUUCCAGAAUCUAUCAAAUUGUUUCAUCAAUGUAGUCAAGAGACAUUUGAUUUAUCUUAUUACGGUCUAUACGAUGCCAAUGGUUUACCGAUACAUAUUGCACGAGCUAAUUUCUCUGAAAGAAUAUAUGAUAUUUUAGUCUGUGUAAUUCUCGCUAUCGCUGGUAUAUUCCUAUUAUUGUUCGGUUAUUGUGGUGUGAGCUACUUAUAUUGAUAUAAGUAGUGUAUAACGUGCGUUAAAAGAACGUAAUGUCUGGCAGCAGAAGAUAGGGAAGACCAAGAAAGGAAGAGCGAGAACACAUUGGGAUUUGUAAGAAAAUGCAUGAACAAUGGAAUCGGAGACAAUGGAUUGUUGUUUGCAACAGAAACAGUUCAGUUUGGUUUGAUGCAUGAAUAUUUUGCAAAUUGACGAUUGACUAUAUGGUAUUCAGAUUUUGUUGAGAUAGACUGUAAUUGCUGUUCUAAAUACAUCUGCUUGUCCCCACCCGUGUUCUUGUUCACUACACUAGUAUCGUAUAUUAAAUUAGAUUUUCAGUAUUUUUGUCAGUAAUAUGUUUCUACUUAUAUUUUUUAUCAUUUCAGAUACAAAUAAUUAUUUGUACUGCUAUGAAUUAUGCUCGAAUGCAAGAGGCUAGAUAUUAUGAAACAUCUGAUAUUGGUGAAGAAGGUGUUGCAUUACAACAAUAAAAUAUACAUUUCAUAAAAAUAAUUCUAUAAUUUUAUAAAAUAUGAUUCAUUAUGAUUUUAAUCAUAUUUUCAUUAUCCUUCAUCUAUUUACUUUCAAAUUUACAAACAAUAUUAAUACAUAAAUAUAGGAAAGAUGAUCAUUACACAAUGUAUAGUUAUUUGAAUAAACAUUUUCAAAAGACAGUUUUCUCAUGAAUAAAAUAUCUCUAUUUAUGUUCCAGAAUAAUCAAUAUCAUAAUAAUAAUAAUCCUCCUUAUCACUACUAACUUAUGUAAUAUCUUAUUAUUUACAUCAAGUUUUAUGUUUUUACAUUUAAAUCUAUUGUUAUUCAUGUUGUCUUUUUUGUACUUGUGUUGUCUGUCUUGUUUAUUUGUUUGUUUUUCUCUUUUUAAAUAACCAUCCAAUUGGAAAAGUAAAAGUAAAUAAAGCAAACUAAACAUCAGUUAGUUGCUUUUUUUUUCUCUGUUAAAUCAUUCCAUAGCUUUUCAUCAUUUAUCAUAUAAAUAUUAUUUCCUAUAAGAUAAUCAAAAGAAGAAAAAAAAUUGUUCAUCAUUUGAAAAUAUAUACGCUACAUUUUUAUUGUUUGAAUAACGUUCAAUGUUUCAAUGUUUAAAAAAAAACAAAAAAGAAGAUGGAGAAUAGUUUAAUGAUAUUGAUUUUUUUUAAAUAUUAUAUUCCCGCUUUUUUUAUUGUGAUCUAUCAAAUUGUAGUGCUUAAUGCUUGAAUUCAUUUUAUUAUAUUUCUAUGAAUUAAAUAGUCAACAUUAUAGUAACAGACGAAUACACAUAAAACGUUUCUUUGAAUAUGCUUGAUAUACAUAGUUUUAUAUUCAACAUAUAAAUGUUUAUUUUUACUGUUUUUUUUUGUUUUGUUCUAUUACUAAUAAACAAUUAAUCAAUAAUAAUUCUUAAUUAUAAUUUUUUUUAUUUACACAAGUUUAAAGUUUCAUGAUUUGAUUGGUUUUGGUUUUAUUCUGUUGUUAUUAAUGAUGAUAUUUUCAUAUAGUUUACAUAAUAAUCAAUGAUAUUCAACCGAUGAAUGUUUAAUUAUUAAUGAGAAUUAAAUACAUAUGAAGUUUGUUUCAUAUUAUUCUUAAUUCCCUUGCUUAUUAUGUGUGUUUUCCUUCUUUUUUUUAAAUGUGUUUGUUUAUUUUAAUUGAUUAUUUUCUACAAGU
Molecule: messenger RNA, 2889 nt
Organism: Schistosoma margrebowiei
Lineage: Eukaryota; Metazoa; Platyhelminthes; Trematoda; Strigeidida; Schistosomatidae
Source: the annotation of a GenBank genome assembly